Messenger RNA from Penicillium paradoxum, 2256 nucleotides. RefSeq names its product GMC family oxidoreductase. The record is from RefSeq and is a predicted model, not a curated record. Lineage: Eukaryota; Fungi; Ascomycota; Eurotiomycetes; Eurotiales; Aspergillaceae. The transcript has 2 exons. Gene Ontology annotation, molecular function: flavin adenine dinucleotide binding; long-chain-alcohol oxidase activity. Bases 1 to 2256 code for a protein of 751 amino acids.
AUGCCCACCCUCGCUGUGUCUACAUACAUCCCAAAGGAUGUGCCUCUCCCGCCAGCACCUUCAUCUAGUUUCUUCUCAGAAUUGCAGUGGAAGACUCUAUAUGCAUUGGCCGACGCAGUCGUGUCCUCCAUCCAUACUGCGGGCUCUGCCAAGUCAUCGAACGAGAGAGUGAUAACAGAUGCAGAAUGGGAUUCCGCAGUGUCGCGCUUGUCUAGGCUCAUUCCUGGACCCGACGCUGCAAACAUUGCCGCGCAGUACUUGCAUGAGGAUGUUUCAGCAAACCCGCAAUUCCGGGCCAUAGUGGAACGAGUCCUGGGCAACUAUGUGCAUGGCGAAGGAAGGAAUGGAUUUGGAUUGAUCAUGACUGCACUUAACACCCGCGCAGGCUCGCUGCUUAUGACGGGCUCGAUCACCCCGAUUCAGGACCAGCCGGUGGAAUUUCGGGAAAAGGUUCUGCAUGGAUGGGAAAACUCUCGAUUGCCCCCUCUCCGCGCCAUCUACCGAGGACUCACGACGAUUGUCAAGAAGUCUUGGAUCAUGAGCAGUCCGACUAUAAACUCAGUGCUGGGGUUCCCACGUGUCCCUGUUCAUGGCAAGCCGAUCGACAGUUUCCAGUAUGAAUUUUUGCAGUUGCCUCCAGGGGACCAGCCAGAGACGAUUGAAACCGACGUCGUUAUUGUAGGUAGUGGCUGUGGUGGUAGCGUGGCUGCGAAGAAUCUAGCAGAAGCGGGCCACCGUGUACUGGUUGUGGAAAAGUCCUACUCCUAUUCAUCCAACACAUUUCCUAUGAAACCGGAUGGGGGUUUUGUCAACAUGUUUGAGAACGGCGGUGCUAUUGUCAGCGAUGAUGGCUCGAUGGCAGUCCUAGCAGGCUCAACAUGGGGCGGUGGUGGCACCGUCAAUUGGUCAGCCUCUUUACAGACACAGGCCUACGUCCGACAGGAAUGGGCCGAUACUGGUCUGCCUUUCUUUACCUCCCUUGCCUUCCAGAAGAGUUUGGAUCGCGUCUGUGAUCAUAUGGGUGUCAACGAGGAGCAUGUUGAGCAUAACCGCCAGAAUCAAGUCAUCCUUGAAGGCGCACGGAAACUUGGCUAUGCUGUCAAAACAGUACCUCAAAACACAGGCAACGGCGAGCACUAUUGUGGUUAUUGCACGAUGGGAUGCUCCGGGGGGAAGAAGGGUCCAACAGAGUCAUAUCUUGCCGAUUCUGCUCGGGCCGGCGCCAUUUUCAUGGAGGGAUUCUGUGCCGAGAAAGUGCUUUUCACCAGAGUCAAUGGCAAAAAGGUUGCUUGUGGCGUGCGGGGAAUUUGGAAGUCGCGAGACUCAUAUUUGGGCCUCAAUGGUCCAGGUCUUGUGGAGCGGAAGGUGAUCAUCAAGGCUAAGAAGGUAAUUGUAUCCGCUGGCACUUUGCAAAGUCCUCUUCUUCUCCUACGGAGUGGGUUGAAGAACUCACAUAUUGGCCGAAAUCUGUAUCUUCAUCCUGUUCUGGGUUGUAUGGCUCUCUUUGACGAAGAGACAUACCCCUGGGAAGGCUCUGCACUGACAACGGCUGUCACCGAGUUUGAGGAUCUCGAUGGACAUGGGCAUGGCGCAAAGAUCGAGUCAGUUUCAAUGCUGCCCCCCGUAGUUAUGCCCAUGUUCCCCUGGCGGGAUGCAUUGGACUACAAGUUGUGGGCGGCCAACUUUAGGCAUAGCACAAGCUUCAUCCCCCUGCUCAAAGAUCGCGAUCCUGGCCGUGUGUACCCCGAUCCUGUGGAUGGACGCUGCCGGGUUGAUUAUAAGAUUUCUGCUUUUGAUAGUAAAAAUCUCGUGGAGGCCCUGGUUGCUACCGCCAAGAUUGCAUAUAUCGCAGGUGCGAAAGAGUUCCGUACCACCUAUCGAGACCUUCCUCCAUUUAUCCGGCCUGAUACCUCAGACCCUGAGGCACCCGAAGGCGUCAAUGAUGCGGCCUUACAGAGUUGGAUCGCAGAGCUUCGUCGAAAGUCCCCCUUGGACCCAGAGCGUGGCAUGUUUGCGAGUGCCCACCAGAUGGGUACCUGCCGCAUGAGCAAAUCACCCAAGCUAGGCGUAGUGAGCCCGGAUUGUCACGUCUGGGGCGCUGAUGGCUUGUAUGUUAUGGAUGCGUCGGUGUUCCCUAGCGCUAGCGGCGUGAACCCCAUGAUUACCAACAUGGCAAUCGCCGACUGGGCCAGCCAGAACAUUGCGCAGGCAAUGGGCAAUCCACGGAGGGAGGGCACCAUGAUGGCCCGUCUGUGA